Choloepus didactylus (southern two-toed sloth) is the source of this 2073-nucleotide messenger RNA. RefSeq names its product basic helix-loop-helix family member e22 (gene BHLHE22). The transcript has a single exon. Gene Ontology annotation, molecular function: protein dimerization activity. The record is from RefSeq and is a predicted model, not a curated record. NCBI's taxonomy places the organism in Eukaryota, Metazoa, Chordata, Mammalia, Pilosa, Megalonychidae. The coding region runs from base 796 to 1881 and encodes 361 amino acids.
UUGCUGAAGGAGCAAAGAACAUCUUCUGCUCUAAGUAGGGCUUUUAGUGUGCUCAUUGAUGAGUGAAAGUCGCCACACAUGUCAAGCUAAAGGCAGUUGUUGGGUUACUAACAGGACCCAGCGCCUUGCAAACAUAUGCGCUAAGCUGUGUAUACAGAUGGCAGGCAGAAUAAUGGAGCAGGCGCCUUUUAUAAAGCUCUAGCUGCUGCCUGUCUUCAGACCUGGGAAAUGAAACUAUUCAGACUCGCGGCCAGAUAGCGCCUGCGAUUGUUUGUUACCGUUUUAAUCCUAUUAAUUAAAACGUUAACCUGAUUGGGUAGAAAGCGCUGUCCCAACAGGCGAGUCUUCUUCAUAAUAACCUACUCAGAGAUAAUGAUGUAAAAGACUCCCCCGUCUGUGGCGGCGGCUGGUUGAUGGGUCCGGAAAUCUCUUGAAGGUGAAUCCAAGCAAGAUAAACGGUGCGGAGAGGAGGCGCGGGGCUGGGCUCAGAGCGGCGGCGGCGGCGGUUCCACUCCCUCCGCGCCCACCCUCCCACCAUGCGGGGCCGCGGCCCAUGGUGAGCCCCAGCAGCCAGCACCAUCGGCUGGAGACGAAGAAGAAGAAGAAGAGGAGGCGGCGAGCGCGGGGGAAGGCGAAAAAGAAAAAGAAAGAGGGCGACAGGGCUGCCGGCAGCGCGGGGACCGACGCGCGCACCAGCCCCGGAGCCCGGCUCGGGCGCGUCUGCGGCGCCGCCUGACUCCGGAGCCGAGGCGGCGGCGGGGAGCGGGAGCGGGCGCGGCGGGCCGGCGCCGGACCAUGGAGCGCGGGCUGCACCUCGGCGCGGCCGCCGCGGGCGAAGACGACCUUUUCCUGCACAAGAGCCUGAGCUCCUCCACCGCCAAGCGCUUGGAGGCGGCUUUCCGCUCCACGCCCCCGGGCAUGGACCUGUCCCUGGCGCCGCCGCCUCGGGAGCGCCCGGCGUCCUCCUCCUCGUCGCCCCUGGGCUGUUUCGAGCCGGCUGACCCCGAGGGGGCAGGGCUGCUGCUGCCGCCGCCCGGGGGAGGCGGCGGCGGCGGCGGCGGGGGCGCUGGAGGUGGUGGUGGUGGUGGCGGCGGCGGCGGGGUGGGCGUCCCCGGGCUGCUGGUGGGUUCUGGCGGCGUUGGGGGCGACCCUAGUCUGAGCAGCCUGCCGGCUGGGGCCGCCCUGUGCCUCAAGUACGGCGAGAGCGCGAGCAGGGGCUCGGUGGCCGAGAGCAGCGGUGGCGAGCAGAGCCCCGACGACGACAGCGACGGCCGCUGUGAGCUGGUGCUGCGGGCCGGAGGUGCCGACCCGCGGGCCUCCCCGGGAGCUGGGGGCGGAGGCGCCAAGGCGGCGGAGGGCUGCUCCAACGCCCACCUCCACGGCGGCGCCAGCGCCCCCCCGGGGGGCCCGGGAGGCGGCGGCGGCGGUGGCAGCAGCAAGAAAUCCAAAGAGCAGAAGGCGUUGCGGCUCAACAUCAACGCCCGGGAGCGCCGGCGGAUGCACGACCUGAACGACGCGCUGGACGAGCUGCGCGCAGUGAUCCCCUACGCGCACAGCCCCUCGGUGCGGAAGCUCUCCAAGAUCGCCACGCUGCUGCUCGCCAAGAACUACAUCCUCAUGCAGGCGCAGGCCCUGGAGGAGAUGCGGCGGCUUGUCGCCUACCUCAACCAGGGCCAGGCCAUCUCGGCCGCCUCGCUACCCAGCUCGGCGGCGGCGGCGGCGGCGGCCGCUGCCCUGCACCCCGCGCUCGGCGCCUACGAGCAGGCAGCCGGCUACCCGUUCAGCGCUGGGCUCCCCCCGGCCGCCUCCUGCCCGGAGAAGUGCGCCCUGUUCAACAGCGUCUCCUCCAGCCUCUGCAAACAGUGCACGGAGAAGCCUUAAAACACACUCCCGAAAAGCACCGGACCUACCCAAAAGCUAAAGGAAAGCAAAAAGCUGCCCCCACCCCACCCCGUUUAUUUCGGCCCUCUCAUAGUUGCCAAACACUUGCAGAGCAAACGAAGUAGGGGCGAGGACUGAGAAGUAUCAGAGACAAGCGGGACAUUUAGCUUUGACAUCCCCAGAAUCUCGGUC